Fusarium sp. VM40 is the source of this 1131-nucleotide messenger RNA. The record is from the annotation of a GenBank genome assembly. Lineage: Eukaryota; Fungi; Ascomycota; Sordariomycetes; Hypocreales; Nectriaceae.
AUGUCAGAAAACCACGCUCUCGUCUUCGGCGCAACUGGCCUUGUCGGCUGGGCCGUCGUCAACCAACUCCUCUCGUCCUACCCUGCACCUCAAACUUUCGCUAGCGUGACAGCCGUGAGCAACCGCCCUGUCGACGCGUCGAGAACGUUCUGGCCUCGGGGCUCUGAGGUUCAGACCGUGUCCGGUGUCAAUCUCCAGAGCGAGGAUAUGACAGGACAAUUGAGGGAAAAGAUUGAUGGAGUUGAAAGGACUACGCAUGUCUUUUACUUUGUGUUUGCACCGCACGAUGAGAAUCACGAAGAGGAAUGCCGGAUUAACAGCUCCAUGAUGCGAAACCUGGCAUCUGCUCUCAACAGCCUCGCUCCUCAUCUCAAAUCAAUCGUCUACUCAGGCGGCACAAGAGGCUACGGCAUUUACAUCCCCGGGGGCAUCUUCACAGCACCGCUCAAAGAGUCCAUGGCCGAUACUCUACCCGCCGACUACGCAAAGACAGUCGCUUACCCUUGGUUCCGCAGCAUCCUGUCCGAGGCUUCAGCCGGACGCGAGUGGACGUGGUCAGAGGUUUGCCCCGAUGUCGUCGUGGGCUUCAGUCCCAUCGGGUCCAACUAUUCGCUCGCGCUGCAUUGGGCGCAGUACCUCUCUCUGUACGCGAAGAAUAAUCCAGGCGGGAAAUGUCCGUUCCCGGGAAGUGCGGAGGGGUAUCACGCGCGCUUCACGCCUGUAUCGUCGCGUAUUCUCGGCCGCAUCGCCAUUCACGCAGCACUCAAUUCGUCGUGCAGCGGCAAGAUCAUCAACAUGCUCGACGGUGCCGAACCCACUAGCUUUGCGGAAUUGUGGCCUUCAAUCGCAUCGUUCUUCGGCCUUGUCGGUGUUGCGCCCUCUGGUGAUACAAGUAUGCAGCCUCCCAGCGAGUACAUCGAGACUCAUCGACAUCUCCUCGGAGAAUACGGCAGGAAAUCGGGUGUAGGCGCGGGGAGCAAACAGCUCGACAGUGCAGGCUGGUGGUUAACGUUCGAUCGUCAAUUGAGUGCUGAGCGGCUGCGUGAGGUAGGAUUUGGAGAGGAGAAGGAUCCGGCGGAGGGAUGGAUUGAAGCAUUUGGCAAGUUUCGAGAAGCUGGUAUUAUUCUUUAA